This is a messenger RNA of Carcharodon carcharias (great white shark), 1666 nucleotides long. It is a transcript of the gene tmem203, whose product is annotated as transmembrane protein 203. The coding region runs from base 230 to 640 and encodes 136 amino acids. Gene Ontology annotation, cellular component: endoplasmic reticulum. The transcript has 2 exons. Gene Ontology annotation, biological process: intracellular calcium ion homeostasis. The record is from RefSeq and is a predicted model, not a curated record. NCBI's taxonomy places the organism in Eukaryota, Metazoa, Chordata, Chondrichthyes, Lamniformes, Lamnidae.
GUUUGGUGGGGUUGGGGACAGCGGCUGCGCGCAACUGGAAGGUGCGGCCCCGAAUGCUGGAGACCGAGACCAGGACAGGGACAGGGAGAGCUGAGCCGAAGCUGUGUGCUGAGUUUCUGGACACAUCAGCUUGGAGAACUCGGAGCAGCUGGUGUACUGAUGUAACCUGUUAGUUCCUGUCGACUGACGCAGGUGCCCUUUCUGAGGCCCAUGCAGUACUGGCACCAACAUGUUGUUCUCGCUGCGUGAGUUGGUACAGUGGCUGGGAUUUGCCACAUUUGAAAUGCUGCUGCACCUGGUUGCCUUCCUGGUGUUCUCUGUGCUGCUUGCUGUGAAGGUGGACAAUUUUGCGCGGUGGCUGGAUUGGUGGUAUGUUUUCAUCCCGCUCUUCACUGCCGAUGGGCUUAGCACCUACUUCACCGUGAUCGUAUCCAUCCGCCUGUUCCAGGACGGGGAAAUGCGUUUGGCCGUCAUGCGGUUCUUCUGGAUCCUGACUGUCCUCAGCCUCAAGUUUGUAUUUGAGAUGCUGUUGUGUCAGAAGCUGGAGGGGCAGAGCUCUCAGCUGUGGUAUGGCCUCAUCAUGUCGCCGGUCUUCAUUCUCCUCCAACUGUUGAUGAUUCGAGCUUGCAGAGUCAACUGAGCCCUGAAACCUCUCACCCCAGGCUUCCUGUUCAAGCUGUUGGAUUACCAGAUACAGGCAUUCCUGUGAAUAUUGGGGUUUUGGGGGGGAGGCUGGGUAAAUUCAGUUUAGUGAGCAUUCUUGUCUUGGCGCUGUCAUGCUGUGCUGAGUUUUCAUGAAGCAGCUGUGAAGUGCAACAUGACCAACCUUUGAACUCUAUGGCUGGCUUCCGUGGGUGGAAACAUGAAGCGCUCAGCGAGAAAACAAAAGUGGGAAGCAGGAGGUUCUGUGUUCACUACUAAUGUUCAGCUCUGGUGGUGGGGACCAGCAUGGGGUAGUGGCCAGAUUCUGCCCUGCUGCUCUGAAAUCAAGGCCCAUAGAGAAGAAGGGUUCAGUGACCCCCUCACGACUCUGACCAUUCUCCCAGCUAGACAUCUUAAUGUGUUGGACAAACGGCUGUUCACACAGGUUGACAUUUACUGUUACUCAGGAGUUCUGUUCGGGCAGUAUUUAUUCAAAUUGUCCAAAGCGUGUGAUAUUGUCGAGUUUCUGAGUCCUGCAAUUCUUGGGGAAAAUUUGUGCAGAUGAUUAUUGAGAUAAGCAAAGAUCAACUGUUGAUGGCUAGUAAUAUUCUUUUUGGACCAGACAUGAUGCAAGGAUUCAGUAAUCAAAGUCACAGUUACAAUCAUGUUUAAAAAUUAGCUUCACUUCCUCUGUGCUUCUGCUUCUCCAAAUUGUUAGCCCAAUCCCAAGCAGCACCCGAUAGAAGAUCACCUGGCUGGACACCAGGACCAUAUACUGAAAUAUUUUACAAACAAACAAUCUUAAACAGAGAUUGAGUUUCAGACUUGGUUUUUGACUUUUUUCAAAUAAUUAACAUUAAUUGAGGUUUUAUAUGUUUAAAAGAAUGGCAUUAGACAUCCUUGUGCUAGAUUUUUGGGGGUACCAUGAAUUCUGUGUUCUGCAGUUUGUGACUGGACCAUGCCUGUGAAACCGGCUGUAAAACUCAACUUAUGCAGAUCUGCAUUAAAGAAAUCUGUUCUUGGA